This is a messenger RNA of Exophiala xenobiotica, 2101 nucleotides long. RefSeq lists its product as uncharacterized. The coding region runs from base 203 to 1699 and encodes 498 amino acids. The record is from RefSeq and is a predicted model, not a curated record. Gene Ontology annotation, biological process: transmembrane transport. NCBI's taxonomy places the organism in Eukaryota, Fungi, Ascomycota, Eurotiomycetes, Chaetothyriales, Herpotrichiellaceae. The transcript has 7 exons. Gene Ontology annotation, molecular function: transmembrane transporter activity.
AUAUUGUGCCCAAGGCCAAGUUAUCAGGACUUGAAACGUUUCUUCAAGUCGAGCUGAACCGUGAUGUCCAUCCGGGGAGGAGAAUUCUGGUGUCGCUAUGUGAACAAGGUGACAGCCUUAUCCUUCGCAUGUCAGCGUUUGUUUCACACCCAUCCUGGUCUAAUCUUCCCAGCAAAAGCACCCAACUGGACAGCCGACAUUCAUGUCCAUGUCCACCGAAAAGAACAGUGACACCCAAGCAGGUGAGGAGGUCGAGCGGUAUUCCGUCUUCACGCCCGUCGAAAAAUGGUGCAUUGUGGCCAUGGUGUCGUAUGCGGCAUGGUUCUCGACCCUGAGCAGCUUCAUCUACUACCCAGCAAUCCACUCAAUUGCACAGGCUCUGUCAGUAUCCGUCGACAAGGUCAAGCUCACUGUGACAUCCUACCUGGCUGUCGCGACCAUAGCACCGACUCUCUUGGGCGACGCCGCCGAUACUCGAGGUCGACGGCCAGUCUACUUGAUUGCGCUCGGCCUGUAUUUUGUUGCCAACAUUGCAAUCGCUCUCUCCAGGACGUACGAUGCGCUCCUCGGCCUGCGGAUUUUGCAGGCUGCCGCAAUCUCUGGAACUUUCUCCAUCGCCUACGGUGUGCUCACCGACAUUGCUUCCCCUGCUGAGAGAGGUUCUUUUGUGGGCGCAGUUUCCUUCGCGAUCACAAUCGCCGCCAGUCUAGGCCCCAUACUGGGAGGUAGCCUGACCUAUGCCGCCGGCUGGACCUGGAUAUUCUGGUUUCUAGCCAUUGCCUCAGGUCUCUGUUUCUCGGUCAUGCUGUGUUUGCUACCCGAGACCGCUCGCAACAUUGUCGGAAACGGAUCGGUCAUGCCACCGAAGCAUCUUCGCCUGCCUAUCUCAACGUCAUUGAUGUGCCAUUGGCAAGACUCCAACGAUGCAGCAAGGCAGACAUGGCGCAUCCCGAAUCCGUUGAAGUCCGUGACAAUCCUCUUACGGAGAGACAAUGCGACCAUAAUGUUUGCUUGUGGGCUGCUCUACGUGGUCUAUACAUGCAUCAACACCUCGCUCUCGACGUUGUUCAUCCAAAUCUACGAGCUGAAUCAGUGGCAGGCCGGCCUCAUAUAUCUUCCAUUUGGGCUUGGUGGGACGGCGUCUACCUUUUUCGUUGGUCGCUUGUUGGAUGGUGCAUACCGUCGGGCAAGGACUAUGCAAGGCCUACCUACGGAUAAAGCAGUCGGAGACGACUUGGACGAUUUUCCAAUCGAAAGGGCUCGGCGCAGUGUUAUAUGGAUACCUCUGCUGGUGACAGCAGCCUCCGUGGUGGCUUUAGGCUGGGUUUUACACUAUGGAAAGCACAUUGCCAUCCCACUUUGCCUACAAUUUGUCGCAGGUUUGUGUAUGCAACUGGAUUUCAGUAUCUACAACACUUUACUUGUCGACAAAAACCAUCGAUCACCUGCGGCGGCUCAGGCAUCUAGCAAUAUCGUCCGCUGUACGCUGGCCGCAAUCACGGUAUCCGUCCUCCAGAAGAUGGUCAACGCAAUAGGAGUCGGCUGGACAUUCACGCUUAUGGGCGGCUUGUGUCUCGUUGGGACUGCUCUUUUCUUUGUUGACUAUCAGCACGGAUUUUCGUGGCGGCAGGAAUUGAGACUUCCUCUAGCUGACGUCUCAGCAAGAUGCAAUACACAGCACAGGACGCUCUGCAGGUAGAUACGAAUAUAUUAGACCAAGUCUGCGCAACUAACAACAGCCACUUCGCCAUUCUUCAGGCACAGGAACGACCGUUUUACAAGCCAAACACAGGACAGAGCCAAGGGAUCUCUGUUUUUCCAGUCUCUGAGAGGAAGAAAAGGCCACCUCGGCAGGCGUGCCACCCGUCCCCAAGCCUGCGUUCCCCAGCAUAAGCGUGACUGCACAGCGACAUCACUCAGUGGCCGAAAGAAUGGUAGAGAGAAUGGCGGCGUCAGCUGUGGAAUACUUCGGUGGAAGCAUGGUGGAAUUCUGUGGUCUGAGCGGCUGAUUUCGACCCUCCCCUUGCAUCUACCCUGCUGUUCCUCAAGAAGGUAUGUUUGGCCCGCUGGUUCCCGAACAGAGACAUAAAGAAUGCGGAUC